Punctularia strigosozonata HHB-11173 SS5 is the source of this 8223-nucleotide messenger RNA. RefSeq lists its product as uncharacterized. The record is from RefSeq and is a predicted model, not a curated record. The coding region runs from base 1449 to 4850 and encodes 1133 amino acids. NCBI's taxonomy places the organism in Eukaryota, Fungi, Basidiomycota, Agaricomycetes, Corticiales, Punctulariaceae. The transcript is spliced from 15 exons. Gene Ontology annotation, molecular function: zinc ion binding; DNA-binding transcription factor activity, RNA polymerase II-specific; DNA binding. Gene Ontology annotation, biological process: regulation of DNA-templated transcription; DNA-templated transcription.
GCGAGAUGUGAUUAGCUGGAGAUCGCCUACUAUCUCCGCCUACCAGAUCGACGAUUUGGGCUCCGCCACGUUACGCUUUCGUGAAACGCAGAAGAAGAAAAAAAGCACAUGAGCGCCACAAGAGAAAAAGAAAAUGGACGGGUGAAGGAGAGCGGGUUCGGCAGCGCGGCGAGCCAGGGCGGACGGGGGGGCACCCCAAAAGCCGCACGCGCCGGGUUCCUUGGAGGAGGCGGUCCCGCGCGUCGAGGAUUUGGAACGAUCUUCGCAGACGGCUCGGGCUUCUCGUUCUGAUUGAUCAGUCGAUGAGAUUGGGUACGUGGGCUUGGUGGAUCUGAAGUACGGGAAUCUGAUGAGCCCAUGUGAUGCGUCUGUAUCCGUGGCGCGACGCGCGAUGAUCUCGAAGGGGGUUGGCGUAUAUUCAAUGGAAAGAUGGGUUCGUCUCACCCGGUGCGUUCGUGAACGCUCGCGCGCCAUGCGGUCCAACGCGGGUCGAGCGUUUCUCGAGCGUAAACAGGCGUGCAGCCGUACUCAGUCUGGGAGCGGCGGGGGCACGUCCGAGGCCGCGGUGUGUCAGCCAUAGAACGGGGUUUCGGCCUCUGCGUUCCCGAAAUAUGGCCAUUGCAGAGUCGCGGAUGGGAUGAGCCGAGGCCCCCUCCUGUGAUGACGCUGCGACGACGGAGGGGCUGGGGACGAGAACUGCUCCGGUCCCGCGCAUCGUUUUCCGGUCUUUGUACAAAUUACUUUUUCUCGUCCGCGUGUUUUGGCGUAGCGGCGUUGUCCGGGAUGCGGUCAUCCGGGCCCCCCUUGAAAAGUUUCGAAGGAUCGCGCGCCAAUGUCCGUCGAAGGCCGUCGGACGCUUUGACGCGAAUGCGGUAGAUGCCGACGGCAUAAACGAUGAGACGCCGAUCAGGUCCGCCCUGCGUCGGGGGGCGUCUCUGGUCGCCCCUCGAUGCUCCGGGCGCCUCGUCGUCCAAGGCGAGAGGGGUGUGUCGGCGUUGCGGGGGGCGCACGAGCAUCAGAUAAGAUGGCCAAGGAUGGUGCACGGUUUCUGGAAGGUCUCGGCCGAAGGCGAGAGGAGGGAUGAGCCGUCGGCGAAAGGGGCGCGGCGUCGGGGGUGUGUCACUCAGGCCUGGUUGCGCCGCCGUCCGUGCGCGCAGAAUGGGGAGAUGGAUGCGAUCGGUGGAUCUUGGGCUCGGCGGACGGGACGGGCAGCGCGUUGGGGGGCGACGCGCGAGGGCGUGACUUUGGGCAUUUGUCAUGGCCCGGACUGCAGCCACUGCAGCCGUUCUCUCCUCUCCAUCGUCUAUCACCAGAGCAGCCACAGUUUUCGUCUGCUUUAAACGAGGACGCGGCGGGCGUCGACGCCGCCGGCCAUGACCCACCCCGAGUACUCCUAUCCGCCCUACUACCCCCCGCCCCCCGACCCCCGCAGGCAGCAGACGCCGCAGAUGUACGCCGUCCGCCAGCCUGUCAAGAUCGAAGCCCCCGGCUCGCCUGACCUCCCCGCCGCCUUUCGCUACCCGGUCCAGCCCCAGCCGGGCUACCCCCGCAUGAACACGAACCAGCUCAUCGAGCAGUACGCCCAGCCGCACCCCGCCUACUCUCACACCCAGCCACCCUCCGCGUCUUUCUCCUUUCUGCCCGGCGCGCAGACCCACUGGCCGGUCUCUGCCCCGGGUCCGAGCAACGCCCAGCAGCACCCGCACCCGCACCAGCAGCAUGUGCCCAUCCCGUCGACGACGCCGGUCGCCGCCGGUGCGUACGGCUCCGCGGGCUCGAUGGUACUCCCGCACAUCACCACGCUGGAGGACGCCCACCGGGUGCCGUCGGACGAGUACGACGAGCCGGACGACGAGCGGUACUCGCCCCUGGGCACCGGCCCGUCCACGCCCUCUGGCGCCCACAAGAAGAACGAAAAGGAGGUCAGGAGACGGAGCUCGAAAGCGUGCGACCAGUGCCGCAAGUCGAAAUGCAAGUGCGAGCGCUCGUCGGCGAACGAGCCGUGCAAGAACUGCGUGAUGCUGAACACGCCGUGCACGUUCCUCGGGCCCUCUCGCAAGCGCGGGCCGCCGAAGGGCUACAUCGACGCGAUCGAGGCCCGGCUGCACCAGACCGAGGCGCUGAUCGGCAUCCUACUCGACUCUGGCGACGCCCGCGCCCGCACCCUCUUCGAAGAUCUCUCGGAGGACCAGCUCGCGCGCGACAUCAUCGACCGCGUCGACAACUCGCCGUACGGCUGCAAGGGCCGCCGCCGCGACGGCACCGCGGGCGGCCGUAAACCGACUCCGCGCCCGCCGCCCGCCCCGUCCUCGCUGUCGUCCACCCAUCCCUCGAACGAAUGGCAGGACAGCGUCGUCGCCAAGCUACACGCCGCCGCAGCGGUUCGCGGCACGGCGGACGGCGCCUCCGACCGGUCCGCCUCCCCCGCCACGAGGCUCCACCAGCGCAGGCGGCUCAAUGCCGACCACCGCUCGCCGUCCCCGGCGCUGACAGCCGCCUCCUCGCGCGCGCCCUCCGGCCAAGGCAACGCACCGCCCCUCGCGCGCCUGCAGCCGCCCCCGGCCUCCGCCACGUCCUCCCCCGACGGACGCUCUCCCGAGUCCCUCUAUCCGCCACAGCACCAGCAGCACCAGCAGUCGUUCCGCGCAGACUCCGAACACGCGCACAGCCCAUUGGACGACCUCUCUGGCGAUGACGACGACCUCACGGACGCCGUCGGCCAGCUCUCCCUCAACGAGGACGCCCAAGUGCGCUGGCAUGGCAAGGCGAGCGGCCUCCAUCUUCUCGCCGCCCAGCGACGCCCAGACGGGCCGCGGCAAGAGGGCGGCAUCUGGCAUUUCCCAAAAGCGCGCAUAUGGCCCCCACUGCCCAAAGGCAUGCUGAGCGCCCGCGUCGAAGACGACCUCGUAGCGAGGCUUCCCAGUCCGCAAGUGCAGGAGCACCUUCUCGGUCUCUACUUCACCUAUGUGCACCCGUCGCUGCCGAUUGUGCACAAGGACGCGUUCCUCGAAGAUUUCAAAGCGGGGCUGGUCGGUAGUGCGCCCGACUCGCCCUACUCCGGUUCUGGCUCAUGCAACGUGAGCAACUCUUCCCGACACGCCUCGCCCUUCGACGACCCGCGCCCGCGGCGGAUUCCGACCAUCCUGCUCUUUUCCAUGCUCGCCGUCGCCGCGCGCUACUCUUCUACGUCCUCCGCAGAGGCGCCGCUGCCCCCUCCGCCUGGUUCGAUGUGGCCCGCCGGGGACACGUAUGGCGAAGCGGCCAAGACGAUCCUCGACCGCACGUACGCCAGCUCGCGCCCGUGCACGGUCCAAGCGCUGCUCCUGCUCGGCUACCGCGAGAUCGGGAUCGGCGCCAUGGCCCAGGCGUGGUUGUACAUCGGCAUGGCGGUGCGCAUGGCCCAGGAUCUCGGGAUGCACAAGACCGCGGAGCGGUGGCAGUUCAAGGUCGGCAGGAGGAUGUUCGGUGAGCAGGAGAUGCAGACCAGGAAGCGGAUCUGGUGGGCGUGCGUGAUCAUGGACCGAUAUGUUUCUGCGUAUAUCGGUCGACCGCUGGCGAUCUUUGACCAUGACUUUGACCAGACAUUCCCCAGCGAUGCCGAGACCGAAGAGACGGAAGACUGGCAGCCGGUGAAUUCGGAGCCCCUUGUCCCGAGCGACAAGACAUUCGAGCCUUACCCGCCGGUUCCCGCGCGGUUGAUUUCGUGCUUCAAUGCGUCCGCCAAGCUCUCCCUAAUCACCGGUAAACUCAUGCGGGACAUUUAUGCGAUCAAGCCAUCGCAAGGCCGGUACUCCGCUGCCCUCCGUCUUGAGGAGGACCUCGACAAGUGGUACCUGGACUUGCCCCAGAGCAUCCGUUACGACGUUGCCGCUCCUCCUUCCAAUGUGCCGCCUCCGCAUGUCCUCACGCUUCAUAUGCAGUAUUGGACUACCGUCCUUCUCCUGCACCGUCCUUUCAUUCGUCACCUACCCCGGUGCAUCCAAAAUGGCGAGGACACCGAAAUUUGUUCCACCGCCAAAAAAGAAUUUGAUGCCUGUGUACGCGCCGCUAAUCAUAUCACGUCUAUUGUAUCCAUAUAUCUCGACCGUUUCUGCAUCCAUCGGUGUCCUGUCUUUCUAUCUUAUUAUGUCUUUACCGCCGGUAUCAUGCACGUAACCACACUGACCACUUAUCCCGACGACCCGCAAUCUCGCAUAGGAUUGCAAAAAAUCAUGCAUGUGUUGAAACAUAUCGACAUCGUCUGGCCCAGCGCCGGUCGCGCCUGGGAGCUGCUCCGAGGCUCUAAAGUGCACAGGGACGAUGUACCGCUCCAAAAUGCGCCUCGCCUCGCUGAGCCCCGGACGAAGAGGCUUGCAUCUGACCGCGCAGAGGAUGAUCCUGCUUCGGCGUCGCCUUCCGAGUCUGGACGUCCGGACGGAGCCGGAUACCCAUCUCAGUCUCCUAUCCCAGGCGACUCGCCCAGCAGCGCUCAGUUCCCGUACUUUGCCAGCCAACAGCAGUACGAACGGUGGCCGGCGGAUCCGCAAAUGAGCGGGUACGCAGGCGGGCUCUCGACGUCCGCCCUCCCGCAGCAGUACAGUACCGGUCUUGUUGACCAUCGUGCGCCCGCGAGGCAGGGUGGAUCGAGCACGCCGGCGGGCGGUGUGAGCGGCAACGGCAGCGGUCGAUACCCACAGUACUGGAACGACUACUCGACCCUCGGCCAGCUCGGUUUGACGUACGGUAUGCAGGAGCAGCAAAUGGGUCCCGGCGGGGAUGCGCCUGGUGCUCAGGGGCAGCCCGCGUCGUCCUACCAGCCGCCCCAGACCCAAUAUGACAUGUUCGGCCAUGUUUCCACUUCGAGUCAGUGAGGCGAGAAUGGGUUCUUCCAUCGGACUUUUUCUGCACUGUACAACACGCAACAGGCUGUGAGCUCAUUGGACAAUCGAGUCAAAAUGUAUCCAGUAAUCGUAGUAAACUAAGCAAUCUACGUAGACCUUUCCUCUUUUUCUGCGGUGUAUCGGGACCACCGUCAUAGUGUUUCAUGUCGUGGAUCAAAGGACGAAAAGAUGCAUACAGGAAGAUGUGGAACAGCGGCCUCUGCUCUACCACGACACGCGGACAUGGGGUAACGUAGACAACAUCGACGCAACACCUGCACAGGAUAACAUCCGCGUCCGCUGGAAAUAGUCGGAGAAUUAGGCAGGGGCGCGUUUAAUUACAUCGCGUAAUCGUCUGACAGCUCGCCUCCUACCAGAAUCGCUAGACCACUCGGGGACCUCAGCUUGAAUCGUUGGGCAUGGACGCCGACAGGACCUUCCUGAGGCAGCCCCGUGGUGUACGCAAGUGAUGGGCGAUGCCACGGUUGCUUGGAGGAAUAAUUGUCGGGAGAUGAGUACUCCUCUUAGCCUAGUGCGCCUAGUCAAGGGGGACCAUACAGCUUAGGGUUCAGCGAUAGUGCAGCCAUGGGCUCGUAAGCAGGACCCACGCCAUAUCCGCCGGGCCCGAUAUCACGCGGGCCGGGCGCCGGGUUGAUGCUCGCAGGAGGCCCAAAGGACAUGGAUACGAUGGCUGGGUCUGAGAAUGCAGCCCGCGAGGGGUUGCGAGCGUGAUGGAAUCCGGCGCCGGGCAGCAUGUCUGGGUGAGGAUCGACGUACGGUGCGUGACUGGAUAUUGAUAUCUGUGCCGGCAAAGGCCGAUGGCCGGAAGGAGUUGAGGAGUACAUUUCAUGACCAUCGAAUGCGUUGUGUGGCGAGGGGAGCCAAUUCUGUGGAUCCUGGAAUGGAGCUCGCUGUCUGGCGCCAAGUCCACCGUACGUAGCCGGAAGAGGCUGCUGACGGAGAAAUGAAUCUGGCCGAUUAAGCGUAUUUUGGCCAAUAUUGUGACCAGAUUGACCGUCGCUGGCAAAAGAUCGCAAGCCCUGGGACGGUAACAACGGCAUGCUGGGCUCAAGGGGCGUUGACCAGAUUGAUUGUGUCGGGACGAGAGGUGAACCGUUGCCAAAGGGAAGGGGCCGAGCACCAGAGUCUUGUAGCACCGGCGAGCGAGGAGUCGAUGAUACCGCAGGACUACGGUCGUAGCCCAUCACACUAUUCACGAGUUCCUCGGCAGUCAGUGGUGAUUGGACAGGUUUAGUCGCAACCCUAGGUGUACCAAUGGGUGGCUGACGUGAAGGUGAAGAAUCAGACAAAGGAAGGCCAGGGCUGAUGGAAGUUUGUGGUGGUGCAAUGGUUCUCGCACGGAUGGUGGACAGAGCUUCGAUAGGAACACUUGGCGGCGAUGCAGGGGCUCGGGGAUUCCACACAAUCUCGUCUUCCUCAGUGUCGUCAUCAGACCCACCAAGGGCCUGUCGAAAGGCGUCCCGGACGAGAUCAUCGUCGGCGCGGUUGGUGUCGGUUCCAGUGUCAUCUUCGGCAAUGAGAUCACUUGUUUUUCCAAUAAUCGUAAAUGCAGAACUUGGCGCCGAUUCUUGCGCUCGAGCGGAACUCGCUGCGAGCGCGGUGGUAGACGAUGACGCCGGGCCUGCGAGGAAAUGCCCAUCAACGAUGGACACAGGCGUUUUCCCAGACCCAGCGACACUGCGUACGUCACCGAGGAGAUCCCAGAUCCUCAUGAGCUGUUCAAUAUUUGGAUGAGCGUGACCCGCCAUGUUGUCGGCUACUGCGAUAGUAGAUUGUGUUCGGGAUACGACUGAUUCUCCGAACAUUAAAUUUCUGAGAGGUAGGAAUCCACGCAUGUCAAUAUCUUCUUCCAGAGGCGCAUCAAGAGGAGGAAGCUGCUGUGGGGGGAAAGUACGUGCUAAUGCAUCUGCAAAUGCUGCAUACGCUUCCCAAAAUUGUUGUCGAGUUUUGGCAGGUGCAGUAUCCGUCGAGACCCUGCUCUGGCUUCGAUUAUGCCUUCGGGCGUCGCCGCGUUUCCCUACGGAGGAUGGUAUUGCAACGUCAUCACCAGCGAGAUCUCGUAUAUUCGCUCGCACCCAUUUGCUGGAGAUGCGGAGGGCAGGUAGUGUGCGCCUGAAGGUUGCAGUAAUCCUCUGGGCCAGAUCCUCCUCCGCGCGCGGGACAGCGUCCACGGAACCACCUUCCUUCAGUUCCUGGACACCGAUAUCCAACAGCGAUCUGAACAGAUCGAGGAUGUGCUGCCGAAUGAGGGAUUCCAUAAACGAGCGCUGCGCGGGUUUACCUCUGCAAUUCGGCUGGCGGACCAUUUGUUCUCGCCAAAGGGCACCUACGGCUAUUACGAUGACCUUCGAGAUGACAUCGAUCGGCAUAUUGCGCUGGGAGACCAGGGUCCGGAAUGCAGUCUCGACUCGAAUCUGCUGUGCCUGCGUCGCACGAAUUGACGGUGAGCCAUUUUCUACGUCCGAUUUCGCAUCCUGAUUCCACAAAGCGUGUAGAACAACAAGAUCCUCCUUGAAUCGAGAGAGAUUUGGGGGGUCUGUGGGCCGCUGGCCACUGCGAGUUGCCUCCCAUUGCUUCAAGGCCUUCUUCAGCACUGUACUCAAAUUUUCAGACGCUGUGUCGUACGGCUGCCGAACGCACAUCGCGCGGUAGUAAUGAACCAGUGCGCCAAACGCAUCCUUCUGAUAAGCAGCGAGGAUGGCAAGCUGAUGCGCGGCGUUGCCUUCCGACGGAGAUAUCAAGCGAGCAUGUUCAUAACGUUGUUGCGCUAUCUCGUAGUUGCGGUUUCGAGAUACGUCCGGAGGCCUGUUCCGAUUGUUGCGCUUCGACUGCGCAGCAGGAGGUCCAUAUUCCUGGAUGGCCUUAGGUCGCCCGCCGCCUUCGUUAAACUGUUCCUUGUAGCGUGCAAGGUCGCCGAGGCAGACGAGCGUUUUGCUGCAAAUGGAGAGUAGGGCCGCGCGCUGUGUCGCAUUUGCGGGAAGGACGGAUGCUGAAGCUUCCUGAGGAGGGAAUUCAAACCGGUUCCGCCCGCCCGAACGUCUGGUUCCUUGGGCGUCAUCCGGAACCUCUUCUUCUUCGCCUUCGAUGGCGAAACCGAGGGCUAAUAGUGCAGGCUGAAGCUCUUCCAACUCGAAGCACCGGCGAUAUCUUGUCAGAAGUUGAGUCCAAAAUUUCUCUUCGUCGGCAAGGAACUGGCGGAAACGCCGAAGGAGUUUGCGGUACUCUACAGGGCCGUGACCGUUCGUGUUGCUUUUGUUCUGACGCGGAGUACCCUGGAGCGCAGUAUCGAGUUCGGUGAUCCGUUGUUUGUAACUGGAGAUGAAGGCGUAAGACGUUUGCAUCC